This is a messenger RNA of Dromiciops gliroides (monito del monte), 2641 nucleotides long. RefSeq names its product Fc receptor-like protein 2. The record is from RefSeq and is a predicted model, not a curated record. Gene Ontology annotation, biological process: cell surface receptor signaling pathway. Bases 292 to 2154 code for a protein of 620 amino acids. Lineage: Eukaryota; Metazoa; Chordata; Mammalia; Microbiotheria; Microbiotheriidae. Gene Ontology annotation, molecular function: transmembrane signaling receptor activity. The transcript is spliced from 11 exons.
AAGUCCUGAUCUCCUAGGUUCAUUUUGGCACUUUUAAUUCCCUCCCCCCACCAAUCUUUAUUCAAUCUCUUACCUCCCCUGUGAGUUUGGACUGGAAUCAGAUGGAGGCUCAGCAUUUUAGGAAGCCAGGGUGCUAUUCUCUGAUUUUGAUUAGAUUUCUGGUUGGUAAAUGGACUGUGUAUGUGUUGGAGGCCAGGACAGGAGACCUAAGCCUAGAACUCCAAGCUUCAGGGUCCCAUCCCAGGGGAGUGUGGGGCCAAAACUUCCCUGCUCCUGUCCUUCCUCUCCCAUAUGCCAGGGAAUUAUGUGCAGGCACCUUCAACUUAUGCUGUCCUUUUUUCCCAUCAAGCAAUUGCAAAGAAGGCUGUGGUCCACCUCAGCCCUCCAUGGACUACUAUCUUCAAUGGGGAGAAAGUGACUCUGACGUGCCAUGGAUUCAACUCCUCCAAAUCAGCGAUAACUCAGUGGUACAAAAACCAACAAUUGCAAGCAUUUUGGUCUACAAACAGCAUUGAGACUAAUCAGACUGGACAGUACCGAUGCCAGACCCAGGGUUCAGCCCUCAGUGAUCCUGUGAACCUGGUAGUUUCUUCUGAUUCACCGAUCCUGCAGACCCCAUAUUCUGUGUUUGAAGGAGACACAUUGGUCCUGAGAUGCCGAGAAUGGAAUAAUAGGUCAAGUAAAGAUGUGACAUAUUAUAAAGAUGGAAAGGAAUUGCCUGAUUACCCUAAAGACUCCGAUCUCUCCAUCUCCAUCCCACAAGUUGACUUAAGUUACAGUGGCAAGUUUCACUGCACAGUUUUCCAAUAUAUUCCUUGGAGAAAACAUUCAAGAAAAGUACAGCUCCAAGUCCAAGAACUGUUUUCACCCCCUGAGCUGAAAACCACAACCUCCAAGCCCACUGAGGGAACCCCAGUGACCCUGAGCUGUGAGACCCAGUGCCAUCCACAGAGGUCAGGCACAGAGCUGCACUUCUCCUUCAUCAGAGAUGGCACGGUCAUCACAUCAGGCUGGAAUAAGUCCCAGGUGCUCCACAUCCCAAACAUCUGGAAGGAAGACUCAGGAUCAUACUGGUGUAAGGCAAAAGCAGUGGCUCAAAAUAUCAGGAAACAGAGCAACCCUGUGAAGAUCAGUGUGAAAAGAAUCCCCAUCUCUGGCAUCCUCAUGGAAACCCAGCCCUCUGAGGGGCAGGUGAUUGAAGGAGAGAAGCUGGUUCUCACCUGCUCAGUAUCUCAGGGCACAGGAAACAUCACAUUCUCCUGGCACAGAGAGGGCAUUAAUGCAAGUCUGGGAAGGAAGACUCAAUGUUCUCUGGAGGAGAAGUUGGUGCUCUCUGCUGUCAAUGAGAGUGAUGCAGGGAAGUAUUACUGUACUGCUGACAACAAAAUCAGUGCCAUGAGCAGCUUGAGAGUGAAUGUCACAGUGAAAAUUCCAGUGUCUCAGCCUCUCUUCAGUGUCAGUGCACUGGGGGCACACUCCACUGUGGGGGAUGUGGUGGAGUUUCAGUGCAAAGUCCUCAGAGGUUCUUUUCCAAUUCAGUAUCAAUUGUAUCAUGGGAAGGCAAUCCUUGAGAACAAGAUAACUCCUUCUGGAGGUGCAGCUUUCUUCAACCUCACCAUGACAACUGGGCAUUCUGGGGAGUACUUCUGUAAGGCCAACAACAGUUUCAGUUGGAAACUCAGUGAAAUUCUGACACUCUCAAUCUCAGUGCCUAGAAGUCAGAAGAACAUGGCCUUCGUGGGAAUCAUUGUUGCCCUGCUCAGCAUUCUUAUUCUCACCACCAUCACUUUCAUGUUUUACUUCAAACUCCUGAGAAAUUCAGGAGGACACUCUGCCCCCAGUCAACACAGGGCCUCUCCCAUCUCAAAUUUUCAAGAACCUGUCUACUUAAAUUCAUCCCCCCAAAUGGAACUGGUGCCAAUAUAUGGUAAUGUAAAUCCUGUAGUUGGAGAUGUGGUUUAUUCUGAGGCCUUUUACAAAGAACAUGGAAAGGAAGCAAACCACACAGAGAACCCUCCAGAGGACAAGGACUCCUCAGUUAUCUAUGCUGAGGUAAAGAAGAAACAUCGACCUAGAGAUUCAGAGAAGGCCAAGUCUGCAGAGAUAAGUCAAGAAGAUGUUGCUGAAGUUUAUGAAAACAUAAAGCUCUUCUGACCCCUCAGUGACAAGUUGACUCACACCCAACUUUUUCUUUUAUAAAGGUCCAUAAGGCAGUUCUUUCCUUAAGUUCAAAACUGCACCCUGAGCAUAGGCAAAAUUAAAGCCAUCUGACUGACUCAUUUGGGUUUUCAUUAUGAAAGGAAGCUUAGUCACCUACACUAGGCCUUUCCUUUCUGACCUAGCACAUCCACCCAGGAAACCAAAUUACAAAACAAAAGCUUGUUUAGUAAAUGCAAAGAUAAAGCAGAGCAUUUCAAUAUGUUUAAUAACUAUCUUUAACAAGGUUUGGUAAUCUCGCAAAGCAUCCUUCUCCAUUCAAGGAAUAUUGCUAUUAUAAACAACCAAAACCAAAACCCAGGAUCCUGCACCUAUAGUAAAAGCACCUAAAAAGCACUGGAAAUAUAUUAAGAAGUUCUGUUCAUCCCUUUCUCUUUUUCCAAUAUUCUUUACAGGCUAUGUCCUAGUUUCCUCAUCUCUAAAA